AUGGCGCAGGAGGUGGUCGAGGCUUGCGCUCAGCAGCAGUGGUCGCGCGCCGUUAAGCUGCUGACUGCGCAAAUAACGGAGGCGGAAGAGGCCAGCAGGAGUCCAGCCGAAGUCGCGAUGUUCCUCUGCAAUCGCGCGUGGUGCUAUCUGCACUUGGAUCUCAACAAGCACGCGCUCAAGGACGCUAUGAGGGCCACGCAGCUCGCUCCAAACCAGCCUCUCGCCUUCAUGCGCCAAGGUGCGGCGUGGCUGGCGUUGGGCAAGAACGACGAAGCCAAGGCCGCCUUCACCCAAGGCUACCAAGCCGCAACCACCACCGGCAGUAGCGCUGCCGCCACCACUCCCCUCCCCGCGUCCUCCUGCGUUGACCUUGAGUUCGCGCUGCGCCUGCACACGCUCUCCCUCGACCCCUCCUCCCCGCUAUCCCCAACGCCCAAGCUCGCUUCUCCCUCUCAGCAGACUCCCUCUGCAAACGCGUCUCCUGCGUCUCCUUCCUCUGCGUAUCCCCCUCGCACACCGUCUCCCUCGUCCUCACAUCGCGCUCCUGCUGCCACUUCUGCUGCCCAGAAUGGGUGUGUGAUUGUAGAGACGGGCUCUGGGGAUGCAUCAUCACGUAGUGCAAAAGAGAAGGGGGCCAAUGGGGAGGUUGCAACUGUGGAGGCGCGGGGAGAUGCUUCACCUAAGGAGCAGAAGAAAGAGGGGAAGAAGAAGGGGGGUCGAGAAGGAGAGAGAAGGGAAGGGAGUGGCGGAGGCGAGGACAGAGGGAAAGGGAGCAGUGGCGGAGGGAAGGGGUUGGGAGGAGCACGCGGCAGCCUGGCAUUGGAUUUGUUGAUUUCCCUUGGGAUCAACCAAGUUCUGGAGACAGACGGACGGGCGCUGGGUGCGCUGGUGGGGCGGGGCACAGCACGGGCUCUGCAGCGCAAGCUCAAAGAGGCCGUGGCUGAUUUCACUGCUGCGAUUGAGAUUGAGCCGCGGGCAGCAGAGGCGUGGAAGCGGCGAGCGCAGGCGAGGGCUGCUCUGGGGCAGAUGGACGAGGGCUUGGCGCUGACGGGCACAGGGGCGUGCAUGGAGGGCGUUGCGGCGUACAAGAAGGCUGUGGCCCUGCGCGCAGAUUUCAAGGAUGCGUGGGUUAACAUGGGGCAGGCUUAUAAGGAGUACGGCGAUGCAGAAAACGCAGCCAAGUGCUACCAGAAGGCAUUGGACGCGGACUCAAGCUUUGCCACGGUGUACCGCUACUGGGCGCUGCUCAAGCACGGCGUGGGCGACCACAGCUUUGCGACGGUGUACCGCUACUGGGCGCUGCUCAAGCAUGGCGUGGGCGACCACAGAGGCGCGUCCCAGAUGGCGCAAAAGGGGCUGAGGUUGGAGAGGAGCAACAUCGAGCUCAUGUACUCGUAUGCCUCCUCCGAGCAUGCCGUGGGGGAAUACGCCACUGCCGUGCGCACGUAUGAUGAGAUGCUGGGCGUGGAGACAGACUCGGAGUCGAAGCUGCUGCAGUUCCUCGGCUUCUACCAGCGCGAGAUUGCUCUCUACACUCUCUCCAAGCACUCCCACCCGCUCGCCCACUUCAGCCUUGACAGAGACCUCGACCCCUUCUUCAAGCCGCUCUCCCACUUCAGCCUCGACAGGGACCUUGAACCCUUCUUCAAGCCGCUCGCCCACUUCAGCCUCGACAGGGACCUUGACCCCUUCUUCAAGGAAGCGUGGUGCAAGAAGCUUCCCCCCACGCUGCUCUUCCCAGGCUACACCACCCAGCCAGUCCCACCCUCCAUCGCCGUGCGUCUGGGCAAGAAAGCCUCCUCUGCUGCAGGGGGCAGCAGCAGCGGCGGUGGCAGCAGCGGCAGUGGCGGCGGUGGUGGCGGUGGGGGCGGCAAGAGCGGUGGGAAUCCCGAGGUGCAGAGGCUGCUGGAACUAGCUGAUCGGAUAGGCCGGCUCACGCAGUACUCGUGCCCUGGCUUCCAUGCCAACGUCCGCCAGCAUCGCAUGGCGGGCCUUGCUGCCAUAGAAAUCGCCCAGGCUGUAGCAGCCGCUUGGGAACAGCGCGAGGAGGAGGCUGCUGCUGCUACAGCUGCUGCCGCUGCUGCUACAGCUGCUGGUAGCGCAUCUCCUGCUUCCGCUGCAGCAGCAGCCGUUCUUGCUGAGCUGGAGGAUGGAGGCACUGACAUGUCGUCCUUCUCCAAGUCAUCAUCUGCUGACGUGUCAUUGUCUCCUGUGCCUUCCUCUGAUGACGUGUCAUCACUUCAUUUGGACGAUUCUCUGAUGGAUGAUGGGGGUAGCAGCAGUGGAAGCGAGGCAGUGGCAAGCGGAAGCAGAAGUCAGGAGGAGAGGAGGAAGGGAGGGAAAAGUGGUGGGGGAAAAGGAGGGAAGAGCAAGGGCGGAAAGGGAGGAGGGCGGGGGAAAGGAGGAGGUGGAAGCGGAGGGAAAGGUGUCUCUGCAAGCGCAGCAGGGGUUGGGGCAGGCUCAGGCGCAGGGCAAGGGAAGGGGGGUGUGACAACAGAGGGAGUGCAGAUAAAGGGGUGGAGGGAUGCAUACUCCAUUGCUGUGCGGUGGAGGCAGCUGUCAGAGCCGUGUGACCCGGCUGUAUGGGUGGACAUGCUCACGGAGAAAGAGUUUCGAGCGGGCUUUGGGUCUCACACACCCAUACUUAUCGGGCAGACUAAGGUGGUGCGCUACCAUGCUAACUUCGACAGGGCGUUUGCAAUAAUGAAGGAGGAGAUGCUGCGGUCGGGUGCGGUGCACAACGCUGCUAACAACCGAGUGGCCGUUGAUGCACCCGCCCAGAAAGCAGCUGUGGCCUCGGCCAAGGCGUGUGAGGAUCUGUAUCGGGUGGUGGGGGAGGAUUUCUGGAUCGUCACGCCCUGCUACAGCAUGGUGGACCCGGGGAAGGUUCUCGAGGGCACACGACUCACCCUUGUGAAGACCCCCACGGGGUUUGACUUUGCCAUCCGCACGCCCGGCACGCCCUCACGCUGGGCGGACUACGACGCAGAGAUGGCAGCUGCAUGGGAGGACUUGUGCGCAGUGGUGGGGGAGAAGAUGCAGGGGGGGGCAUGGAGGCCGCCUCUUGGUCCUUCUAUGGCACGAUUCCAGCGAGCCGUGCUGCGCCUCGCCUACUACUGGUACAACUUCAUGCCGUUGGCACGGGGAACGGCCAUGGUGGGGUAUGUGGUGACACUGGCUCUCUUCCUCGCGGCCCAACUUCAGGUCACCGCCACCAUCCCGGCCAAACUGCAGGUGGACUGGGAGGCGAUUCUCUCAUCGCGCUUUGAAACCUUUGCCUCGGCAGUCAUGCCAUGGCUCUCCCCCUCAGUCACGCCCCUCACCGACCCCACGCUGCCCUCCUUCCCCUUGCUCACCUCCACCCUGCCCACCGUCGCGUCUGCUGUUGCCGCCCUCUCCUCGCCCCCAACAUCCUCCCGUGCUCCCUCCGCUGCUCGCUCCUAG
Closterium sp. NIES-65 is the source of this 3444-nucleotide messenger RNA. The record is from the annotation of a GenBank genome assembly. NCBI's taxonomy places the organism in Eukaryota, Viridiplantae, Streptophyta, Zygnematophyceae, Desmidiales, Closteriaceae.